GAAGUGAUUGACACACACACACACACACACAGGAGGAAACUGUUCACAGUUAUUACACACUUCUUCUGAAAGGUUCAGGUCUAAGCAGCCUGUGAUGUUGAAAUGAAGAUUGAUGAAAAAGUCCUCACCUACUUUGAAUCUUGCACCUCACCAGUGGACAAAGAAGGAUACCUGUACAAGAAGGGUGAGAUAAAGACUUCCUAUCAGAAGCGCUGGUUCGUGCUGAAGGGGAACCUCCUCUUCUACAAGGACCGUCCGGCUGACCGGGACGUGACAGGAGUGAUUGUUCUGGAGGGCUGCACCGUCCAGCUGUGCGAGUCUGAGGAGCAGUUUGCCUUCUCCCUGGUGUGGAGCGAGCCAGGAUUGCGGACGUACAAGUUUGCUGCCGAGGACCAGGCCAGUCAGGAGAGCUGGAUCAAAGCCCUGCUGUCAGCCAACCACAGCUACCUGUCCCUGCUGGUGAUGGACCUGGAGAAGAAGUACAGAGAUGCAUUGCAUGAGUUCCCCAGUGAACCAGCCAAACCUUUCACCAUGCCAAAUUUCAACACAGCAGAGGCAUUUCAGAGCACACAGUCUGCAACGCUGCCUUCCUAUGUUGGAGCGGGUUUGGGAGCAGCACCCAGUCUGAGCUCCAGUCAGACGCUUCAAGCCCCGACCGUUUCAUCCAAAGCCAGUAAAAGAUCACCCAAACUGUGGCCCAAAAGGAGCGCAAACGUUGUGCCUGUUAACACUCCUGCUCCACCUAUGGCGGAUUGGUCAGCGGUCUUUUCAGGAAACCAGGAGGAGUUUACCAAACUGCAUGAGGAUUUUGGGAAAGAGGUGAAGGAACUGAUUGCUGACUGGUCAAAGAGGGGACGCGGUGAUGACGCCGCUCAGGAGGAAAACUUGAUAGAUUUUGGAUAACUGUGAAAAAUAAACUGUCUUCACCAUGAUUUCAAUA
This is a messenger RNA of Plectropomus leopardus (leopard coralgrouper), 940 nucleotides long. Its product is annotated as sesquipedalian-1-like. Lineage: Eukaryota; Metazoa; Chordata; Actinopteri; Perciformes; Serranidae. Gene Ontology annotation, cellular component: early endosome; recycling endosome; trans-Golgi network. Gene Ontology annotation, biological process: endosome organization; retrograde transport, endosome to Golgi; receptor recycling. The record is from RefSeq and is a predicted model, not a curated record.